GGCCAGAUUUCCCGGGGGGGAGAGGGGCGCUGAGAUGAGAAAAGUUCUCCGGGUGGUGCUUCCGGUCCGUUCCCGCCGCCUUCCGGCGCCGCCUCGGUUCCCGCCCGGAGAGUGUGGGGAGCGAGCGGGGCGCGGAAACCACCGACUUGGGGUCUGAAAGCCCCGUUAUGGCGGGAGGGCGUGUUGGCAUGAACCGGGCUGCCCCAGGGUGCAUCCCUUUGGCUCCGGCGGUGUCCCCGUGUGGGGUGACGUCCCCGCUAGGUACCGCAGGCCGCCACGCUUUCGUUCCGAGUCCUCGGGCGGUCAGGAGAACCAUACAGACUUUUGACUGGUGUUGAGUACAUUGUUGGAAGGAAAAACUGUGCUAUUCUAAUUGAAGAUGAUCAGUCAAUCAGUCGCAGUCAUGCUGUGUUAACAGCUAACUUCUCUGUAACCAACUUGAGUCAAACAGAUGAAAUUCCUGUAUUAACAAUAAAAGAUAAUUCUAAGUAUGGUACAUUUGUUAAUGAGGAAAAAAUGCAGAAUGGUCUUUCCCAAAUGUUGAAGACAGGAGAUAGAGUUACUUUUGGAGUGUUUGAAAGUAAAUUCAGAGUAGAAUAUGAGCCUUUGGUUGUAUGUUCUUCUUGCUUAGAUAUCAUUGGGAAGACUGCUUUAAAUCAAGCUGUAUUGAAACUUGGAGGACUUACUAUAAACAACUGGACAGAAGAAUGUACUCACCUUGUCAUGGUAUCAGUUAAAGUUACCAUUAAAACAAUAUGUGCACUUAUUUGUGGAUGUCCAAUUGUGAAGCCAGAAUAUUUUACUGAAUUUAUCAAAGCAAUUCAGUCCAAGAAACAGCCUCCACAAAUUGAAAGUUUUUAUCCACCUAUUGAUGAACCAUCUAUUGGAUGUAAGAAUAUUGAUCUGUCCAGACGAGAGGAAAGAAAACAUAUCUUCCGAGGGAAAACAUUUGUAUUUUUAAAUGCUAAACAGCAUAAGAAGUUAAGUUCAGCAAUUGCUUUUGGUGGUGGAGAAGCAAGGUUGAUAACAGAAGAAAAUGAAGAAGAAGAUAGUUUCUUUUCAGCUUCUGGAACUUGUGUUGUGGAUACUGGAGUAUCAAAUACACAGAUCUUAAUUCCUGACUCUCAGAAAAAAUGGAUUCAUUCAAUUAUGGAUUUGCUCCAAAGGCAGGGUUUAAGACCCAUUCCUGAAGCAGAAAUUGGAUUGGCAGUUAUUUUCAUGACUACUAAGAGUUACUGUGAUCCACGGGGCCAACCCAGUACAGAAUUAAAGACGACGCCUGGGCCAAGCCUUUCUCAAGGCUUGCCAGCCAGUGAAAAUGUAAUUUCAAGUGCUUCUGUGAAUGGUACAAUGAUCAUGAAUGGCUCAGAAUCAGAGCAAGUAGAUGCCUGUAUAUAUUGGAGUGAAAUAUCAAGAGAAAUAAAAACUUCUAGAAUGGGGCAGAAAUUCAGAGUGCUUUCACAAGAAACAUCUACUGCAAAGGAGCCCUCCCUAAAUAAUUAUAAUACAGUAUCAAAUACCUUAGUUAAAAAAUUUCCAAACUGUCAGCUUUCACCAACUAAAGUACCACCAGUAAAUAAAAGUAGAAAUCGGGCUUCUCAACAGCAGCUGAACUCAAUCAAAAACUACUUUCAACCGUCUCCUAAAAAAAGGGAAAGGGAUGAAGAAAAUCAAGGACUGUCUUCAUCCAAAUUGGCAAGAAUAGAAAUGUCUUGUUCUCUUAUAGAACAGACACAACCUGCUACACCCUUACUGUGGAAAAAUAAGGAGCAACAUUCAUCUAAGGAUGAGCCCUUGGACAAAGAAUCAGAUAACUUAUUUUCAGAUGAUGUAGAUUUAAAAUCUGAUAUGAAAACUUCUGCUAAUAAAUAUCUUUCUUCAGAAAAAAGAAAAAUUGAUAUUUUGGCCAUAGAAGAUGAAAUAUUAGAAAAUUUACUCAAGGACACAAAGUCAGAGUUACAAAUUAAUGUGAAAGUUGAAAAGGAAGAUGAUGAUGCAAAUAUUAGAAAAAAGCCAAGGAUGGAUAUAGAAACAAACAACUGUAGUGAUAAAACAAAGCCGGAAAGGAACAACAUAUCUGUCAAUGAUGAACUUCUGGCCAAUAGUGAAAUGCUUCCAAGAAAGGUAUUACUGACUGAAUUUAGAUCACUAGUGGUUAGUAACACCACUUCCAGAAAUCUUUGUGAGGUAAAUAAUAAUUAUGGUCAACUCAAGAAUUUCAAGAAGUUUAAAAAGGUCACAUAUCCUGGAGCAGGAAAACUUCCACGCAUCAUUGGAGGAUCAGAUCUCAUAGCUCAUCAAGCUGGAAGGAAUGCAGAAUUAGAAGAUUGGCUGAGGCAGGAAAUGGAGGUACAAGAACAACAUGCAAAGGAAGAGUCUCUUGCUGAUGACCUCUUUAGAUAUAAUCCUAAUGUCAAAAGGAGAAGAUAACUGGGAACUUCAAAUGGAAAUUAUGAAAACAUGUUUCCAGAAGUUACUUCAAACUAACAGAUAAAUGAAUAGACUGUAUAAAAAGGUUUAAGUUGCAAAUACUUUGUCUUAAGUUUGUUACAUAAAAUGCAUACAACUCUAUUUCUUUUGUGUGUGGUAAUGAGUAUGUUUGUUUUGCUUUCAGGUAUUGUUACCUCACCCCAGGAUAAUUUUUCUGUUUUAAAAUAGAUUUCCUUAUGUUAAAAAAUAAUAGUCACAGUCCAAAAUCCUUCAAGUACUUAAGAGUAGGGUAAAGAUUAAAGUCUCUCUUUAGCCACUCUCCUUACUUUUUGGUUCUCCAAGGGAGAAAACCCAUAAUACUUCUGUGUACAUUUAAAUUUCUAUGAAUAUCAUUUUCAAUAAUCCCUUACAUAUAUCAAAACAUAUAUAGCAUCUUGAAUCUCUUUAAUAGAUUGGCACAUUAUAGGCACAUCAACAUAAUUUUUAUUUAAAUUAUUUAUUUCCUUUAUUAUAUAUAUAUAUAUUAUAUCCUUUCCUACUAUAUCACCUAAGUGAAAUAGCAUCAGUGGUUACCAUGUCAACCAUGUAUUCUUAUACUAUAAACAAAACACUAUGAAAGUGUUCCAUCAAGCUUGUGGGUAGACUUUACCAAGAGAGAUUAUACCUCUUCUUUGGUGGUCUUACUGAGCUAUUGUGCUUCUGCUUUGACCUUAAAAGUCAUAGUUUUCUCACCUGUAAAAUGGAAAUAAUGAGAGUGUCUCUUUCCAGUCUUGAACGGAGAUGGUAGAAGAUGAAUUUCAACUCUGUGAUGUGUUAGAAUCAUAGGGAAACCUUAUCUUUAAACACAAAUGUAUUGCAUUGUAAAAUGUGUAACUUUCAUACAAACGAAAAGCUUCCUUGUCAUGUAAAUUCUACCCCCUACCCCAGUAAUCUUAUUUAGGUUGUUAAUGGAGAACAUGGUAAAAGUAUAGCAUAAAUUAAUACAUUGUUACUAGAUCUUCAUGGAACAUUGUGUGUUUCCCCUAACCCUCAUAUGUAGUCAAAGUUAGUCACCAUUCCUGAGUGUCCUUUUACUUGCCCUCAGAACAUAUUUU
This is a messenger RNA of Perognathus longimembris pacificus (Pacific pocket mouse), 3524 nucleotides long. RefSeq names its product nibrin (gene Nbn). The transcript has 15 exons. Lineage: Eukaryota; Metazoa; Chordata; Mammalia; Rodentia; Heteromyidae. The coding region runs from base 517 to 2430 and encodes 637 amino acids. The record is from RefSeq and is a predicted model, not a curated record. Gene Ontology annotation, biological process: telomere maintenance; mitotic G2 DNA damage checkpoint signaling; double-strand break repair via homologous recombination. Gene Ontology annotation, cellular component: Mre11 complex; nucleus. Gene Ontology annotation, molecular function: damaged DNA binding; protein binding.